GACCGGAAGAUGAACUUUUAUUGUUUUGCUCUACAUUACAAAGAAACACUUGAAAAGUGGUUAAAGAGUAUGAAGCAAAAUUCUUAGGUUCCCAGUAAAUACCAAUUCCUAUGUAGUGAACAUUUUACUCCUGACUCUCUUGCCAUCAGAUGGGGUAUCCAUUUUUUAAAGCAAACUGCAAUACCAACAAUAUUUUCUGUGCCUGAACACUGUCAAGUAUUGAAGGAGAAGAUAUUGCUAGGAAAAAAGUCUCAGAAGAGAAAAUUGAGAGAUGAGAAAGAAGUAUGCCUAAAAGCUAAGUCAAAAGAAUCAUUUAUAUCAAAUGAAGCAAAGUAAAAUAUAGGUGACAUAGAUAUACUCCCUGAACAUGCAGAAUAUCUUCAUUAAUGCCUGGUAAAGCCACCAGCUCUAAGAGUAGAAAGUCUACAAACUAAAAUAUUAACUCUUAAACAAGAUACCUUAAAACCAUCAAUGAAUCAAGAUUUAGAUGUAGUUGGAUUUUGUGCAUCUUCUAAAAAUCUAAAUUCUAUAACUAGUGCUUUGACAACUUCAAAUUCAAAAGACAUCAUUACCAAUCAUCUUGUUAAUCCAAACUUUACAAAUAAUUCCAUGGAAGCUGUUUGAGGUCAGGAAAAUUCAUCCCUCUUAAGCACAAUUAAAGAAUCAAACAUAAAUGACAAAUCAUUUAUAACCAUUAUACCCACAGAAAAUUCUAAACCUGUUAAUUAACAUUCUUUUAUACCAGCUCUCAAGGAAGUUGUAGAAAUGAAAGUCACAGACAUUGAAGAGUCCUUAAAUAAGGAUAUACACCAAAGUGCUGAAAUUUUACAAAUUGAACAUUCAUACUGCAGGCAAGACACAAGUAAGGGAUAUCUUUGGCAAAAAAAUAAAUCUAACCUUCGCUCAAAGAUCAAUGUUCUUGAGCAUAAGAGCAAAAUAGGAAGAUGAAAGUCUUUGGCUCUUAUAAACCAACUACAACAGGAGAACUGGCUAUCUGAAGAAAAUGUCAAGAUAAUAGAGAACUAUUUCACAAUGGAUAGAGUCACUAUCAUAUAA
Arvicanthis niloticus (Nile rat) is the source of this 1056-nucleotide messenger RNA. RefSeq names its product THAP domain containing 5 (gene Thap5). The record is from RefSeq and is a predicted model, not a curated record. Gene Ontology annotation, cellular component: nucleus. Lineage: Eukaryota; Metazoa; Chordata; Mammalia; Rodentia; Muridae.